Lates calcarifer (barramundi perch) is the source of this 1338-nucleotide messenger RNA. RefSeq lists its product as uncharacterized. The transcript has 2 exons. Lineage: Eukaryota; Metazoa; Chordata; Actinopteri; Centropomidae. The coding region runs from base 235 to 858 and encodes 207 amino acids. The record is from RefSeq and is a predicted model, not a curated record.
AGAGUUCAGUUUUAUUCUCCACAGUGAAGUGACUUAGUAUUUUUACUAAACUACAAACAUCACAAGAGAAAAACACACGGACAAGACUUGUAUGAAAACGCCAAAAGGAAAAGAGGAAGAGACAAAGAGACAAAGAAGAGACAAAGCAAGGACACCCUGCUCAUCUGAAGAUGUCUGAAGGGAGACAGGACACCGCUCCGAGCAACAUGGACAAAGCUACAGAGAAGAUCGCUGAUGCCCUUGUUUCAGACAUCAUUGAACAGGUUGCUGCGAAUCUUGGUGAGCUGUUGCAAAAUGUUCGCCGCUGGGAUUCAGAGGAGGCAUGCCACGUCUGAGGUUAACAAAGAUGGAUCCUCAGCUGCUUCUGUCAACCAACAGAAGGUCCAGCAACACCUGGAGAAGUUUUUCUCUAUGCGGCAGGUGUUUGCUGAGCAUCGUGGGAGCAGUCUAGAAGAGGUCCCAGAAGAGGUCACUUCUCCAGCUAUGUCUGAGGUGAUAGUUACACCUGAUUACGAGGAGAGCACCAAAUCAGCCAGCAAAGCAAAGAAACCAGUUGCCAUGCCGUUCAUGAACAAGCUGAAGUUGGUGUGGAAGAGCCACUUUGGCAGAAAGCAUAGCAAGAAGGUCAAAAGGACUUCUGAUAGACACCUGAGUUCCAGUCCUGAGGAGAAGUCUAUGGAUGAAGAGGAUGCCAUAGAGAGUGACGGAGAACAAGAAGCCUCCAUCAGCUUGUUUCUGUCACCCAAACAGGUAGAUGAAGUUCCUCAGCCAAAGAGCGAACUUCUGGCUGAAACUCAAACCGAUUUCCAGGAGAAGAUGAGACAUGAUCAGGUUCUGAGGGCUGCUGCCGACGACUGAGGGGGGCGUAUCUACCCCUGACCUGGUGAACAGCUACUCUCAGACCUUUGAAAAAGCCUCCAGUCAGACUUUCCUGGUGCAGACAAUCCAAGCCUUGCCCAUCAAAGACCGGGAAGAUAUCGACACAACCAAGGCUGAUGGACAGACCAUAAAAACCCCUCUAGAGCCAGAGAAAGAGGGACAGGAGAAAGAGAGCAAGGAAAUCAGGAUCCCAGAGACAGGAUCAUCCUCCAGACUCUCCAGCAGGUCAGAGGAGAGUAAGAAGGCAGCUUCCUCUGCUUCCCCUCCCUGCAUCCCCCCAGCCAUCUACGAAGCAGCAAACAUGAUUGUCAGCCAAGUCAUUGAGCAGGCUAUCAGGACACUCGAGUCUGAGGCCAAAGCCAAGAGACCAGUCCAGCACGACCAUCUUCAAAACACUGAAAACUGCAUGGAACAAACGCUUUGGCAAAAGGCAGAGGAAUAAGGUCACACCAGCUUCAC